GGCGUGUGGCAACGUAUUCUGUAGAGGACAGGUCUCUUCAUGGACAGAGGUUCUUGUAAAACGAAUGGAAAAAAUGACUCGGUACAUUGUGUGAAAAAGAGGGACACUUCUUAAAAGGUUACAUUUUUUUCUUCUUCAGGGAGCCUGUCAUAUAUACGGACGCCCUCGACAAGCUUAUAAAGCUAUGGAAACCUCACCAGCAGGCAUCCCAAACCCCAGCCCUUCUCCUCCUGCCGCUGUGAGGACAGGCCCUCCCUCUCCACAAUCUUGUCCGAAACUCGCAAGGCCGCCGCCGUCCUCCUCGACAACCUCAUCUCAGCCGGCGCCACGUCUUUAUUCCCGCUCCUCUUCGCUCCCCACGCCGACAGCUUCGCCACUCCGCUCGUCCGUCAGAAGCCCCUCUCACCUGGGAAGAGCUCAGCUCAAUGCGGCUUCCUCUGCUACUGCUGGAAUGUCAUCUGGAGCCGCAGUUCCUACCGCGCCUGAACCAGAGGAGCCAGAGGAGGAGGCCAAUCUUGAGGAAGUGGCCGAGAGAGCAAAGACGGGUGACGCUAAAGCGCAGACCAAGAUGGGCCGCUUCUUCCUGGCUCUGGCCCAAGAGAGAGACGAGGAGCUGAACAACUGCACCGCGGUCACCUGGCUGGUCCAGGCCGCUAAACAGGGCCGCAAGGACGCCGUGAAGCUGCUGCAACAGUGCUUAUUCUCCAGGGAAGGCAUCACUCUCGAGAACUAUGAGGAAGUCAAGAAGCUGUGCACAGAAACCCGUUUCGAAAGGGGAGUUCGGAAAGCGGCUCUGCUCAUGUACUGGAAGUUGAACCCUGAAAGGAAGAGGUCGGUGACCGUUUCAGAGAUGCUGGAGAACGUGGAACACGUUCGCAUCGAUCAAGACAAACGAGUCUCUCAAGGCCCACUGAACAGCUCCGCUAAGAAACAGAGGAGAGUUCUGGAGGCAAUGGUGACCAGCGAGUCCAUCUCUGACGUCGGGAUGGAUGAAUUUGUCGAGAUGACAAAGAAGUACGCUCGGGGAAUGGGGCCGCCCCCCGCGGUGGCGGCCAUGUCGGGGAGCGACGACGAUGUCGACGACGUGGUGGUGAGGAAUCCAGAUGAGCUGCCCCUCCACCAAAAGGUAGGCGCUUCACAGUCGGGGAUGGAAAUCCCGCACGACAGUGACCCGGCUUCUCUGCGUCUGUCCCGUCACCAGCUGCUGAAGUUCCCGCUUCACGCUCUGCUGGAGAUCAAGGAGCACCUCAUCGACUGGGCGUCGCGGGCGGGCAUGCAGUGGCUCAGCGCCCUCAUCCCCACGCACCACGUCAACGCGCUCAUCUUCUUCUUCAUCAUCUCCAACCUUACCAUAGAGUUCUUCCUCUUCCUCAUUCCUCUGCUGGUUUUCCACCUCUCCUUCUUCUCCAUGGUCAUCUGCACACUGCGGGUAUUCCAGAAUUCCAAAGCCUGGGAAAACGUCCGAGCUCUGACCGACCUGCUGACUCACUUUGAGCCUGGUCUCGAUGUGGAGCAAGCCGAGACCAACUUUGGAUGGACACACUUGGAGCCCUAUUUAUACUUCUUGCUCUCCGUGGUCUUCGUAGUGUUCUCCUUCCCGGUGGCCGACAAGUCGUGGAUCCCGUGCUCCGAGCUGGCCGCGGUGGCUCUCUUCUUCACCGUCACUGCCUUCCUCAGCCUCCACGCCUCCGCCAAGUUGUUUGCCCGCAGAGCUCUGCUCACGGAAGUACUCUCGGGGGCCUGCUCCCUCGCUUACCUGCUGCCGGACUCACUGUGGGUGCUCAGGAUUUUCGGAAGGACGUUAGUCUCGGUGCCUCUGGGCGACAUCGUGGCGCUGAACUUUGGGGUACCCUGCGCCCUUUACGGCCACCUGGUCUACCUCCUGUUCCGCAUGGCCCAGUUGCGGGGCUUCAAGGGGACUUACCUGUGCCUGGUGCCGUAUCUGGUUUGCUUCACGUGGUGUGAACUCUGCUUGGUGUUCCUCAGUAACGCCACCGCCAUCGGCCUCAUACGAACCUGUGCAGGCUACUUCCUCUUCCUCUUCGCCCUGCCCAUUCUCUCCCUGGGCCUGGCCGCGAUGCUCAUCAUUCAGCUCCUGCAGUGGUUUGUCGCCCUGGAGAUCACCAAAAUGGCCGUCACGCUGAUCGUGUGCUUCGUGCCGGUCGUUUUGAGGCUUUGGACCCGCUUCAGCCUGAACCCCAUUGUGGUAUUUCGCUCUCUAUCUAGGAGCAGCAUCGUUAAACUCAUCCUGGUGUGGCUCAGCGCCGUGCUGCUCUUCUGUUGGAUGUACGUGUACAGGUCGGAGGGCAUGAAGGUGUACAACUCCACCCUCACGUGGCCAGAGUACAGCAACAUGUGCGGCCCGUUGACGUGGAAGGAGUCUAACAUGGCCCAAACUCAGAUCCUCUGCUCGCACCUCGAAGGCCACAGGGUCACCUGGACGGGACGCUUCAAAUACGUGCGUGUGACAGACAUCGAGAACGGGGCGCAGUCCGUCAUCAACCUGCUUCCUGUGUUCGUUGGGAAUUGGAUGCGUUGUCUGUACGGUCAGCCGUAUCCUGCGUGCGACAGGACGCAAACCCCGCCGGUGGGCCCUCACCCUUUCCUGUCCCCGCUGCUCCAAGACCCCCUCUGUAAACUCAAACAACUCACCAAGCACGAAUGCCACGUGAAGUGCUUUGACCGCUACAAGUUCGAAGUCACCAUGGGCAUGCCGCAAGAGAGGAAGACCAAGAACGGGACUGUCGUGGAGGACGAGGACGCCACCAAGGACAUCGUCCUGCGCGCCAGCAACGAGUUCAAGUCAGUGCUGUUGCACUUGAACACGGGAAGCCUGGUAGAGUUCAGCACCAUUCUAGAGGGACGUCUGGGCUCCAAGUGGCCUGUUUUCGAGCUGAAAGCCAUUCACUGCUUGUCAUGCGGCGAUGCCCGCCUGCCCAGCAGCAGACAGUACAAGAUUGAACACGACUGGAGGCGAACGGUCCAGAGUGCCCUGCAGUUUGGCUUCGACUUCUUCUUCAACCCCUUCCUGACCGCCCAAAUACGCCAACUCCCUGACACCGAAACCGACACUGUGAUAGAAGUGACAGGGUCAUAGGUGUGACUUGAUUCUGUUGGCUUUUGAACUAAACUCUUUUGAGAAUACAGACACUACUUGCUAAAAGUGAGCAAUAUUCAGCUUUGGGUGAAAUUUCAGAAUGAAGCUAAAAUGCACUGCAGUGUUCCUCCACAUAUUCGCUGCUCCUGGAUUCUCCUAUUCGUGUGUUGUUGUUGUUUUUUUUCCCCCCAUAUCCGCCUCCAUUAUUCCCUGAAAAACUUGCUGUUUUGGUACUGAUCCCAAAGCCAAUUUGUAAUAUAAAAACAUUACAGCCAUCAUUUUGCCUUGGAACUACAGUAGUGCCUUGAGAUGUGAGUGCCUUGACUCAUGUUUUUAUGAUACAAACUUGCUUGAUCAAUUGUUUUGUCUUGAGAUAAAAGCAACGUUUAGAUACGAGCGCUCUUCAGACCUCCACAAUUAGAUGACGGCAGCACAUUUCACAACAUCCGGCCACCAUCAAUUGACACUGGUUUCCUUGCAGUGGAUGGAUGGUAUCAGUUGGGAGCAGUAAUGCAGCAUUAAGUUGGUUUGCCAACUGCCAACUUGACCCCACAGGAGAAGGAAGACAGUACAUUAGGUAUAGUCGUUUUGUGCUCCCGUUUUUGCAGGUUAUAUGGAUAGGAAAUGUAAUUACUGUGCGUUUUUAUACAAUACAAAUACUGUUAGGUGCAGUUUUUCUGAGGACAAAACACAUUUUGUUUGGUCUUUGAGCUGCUGGAACAGAAUACUUGCAUUUACAUUCAUAUCAAUGGGGAAAGAUUUCAGAUAAGAGUGUUUUGAGAUACAAGUGCGGUCAAUGAGCGAAUUAAACUCUUAUCUCAAGGCACCACUAUGUUGAAGUGAGUUAAGAAGUUCGGGUAGUGCUUCGCUGGUAUCUUGGUGCUAAGGAACUAUGUUGAAGUAAAUUGAGCAUCAUGUCGUGCUUUGCCGCCAUAUUGUGGAACCUAUAGACAGUUAUAUACCUUCUGUGGGAUUCAGCAAUUUGUGCAAAAAGUAUUGAAACAUUGAAUUGUUGGAAGUGCAUUCAAAUGCUUACAGGAGGUCAAAUUUAGGUUAUAGUGCAUUUUAAGUUCAUCCUGAAAUUUUCACCUGGAAAACCUUUGUGAGUAGUGUUUCCCAUGUUUUCAAAGGUGAACACUAAAAGUAAGACACCACCAAAGUCUCUGUAUUUGCGCUUACUUUUGGUGAACACGUUUUCAUCCUUCGUAAGAUAAACAAACAUGCUCACUGCACAAUGUAUUUCAACCCAUUUGUGGACAGCUGAAAAUGACUUUGUUGCCACACUGUCAUGUGAUGAGAACAUUGGCAAGUUGUUUUCAAGUGCCUUCAUCACAUUUCAAAUACACUAAAUAUUUCUGGGAUCCUUUUCAUUUCAAAAGUUAUUAUUCCAGUUAUUUAUUCUGCCUUCUGUUCCUCCUGCAUCUGUGUUUAUGAACCUGCUGUGCAGGAAUCAAAUGUUAUCAGCCCCUGCGUGAGGUUUAAAUUGGGAGCAGACGUUUUCUUGUGACCCAUAAAAAUGGGAGAAAACACAUUGCAUUAAGUACACAAAGAAUUGUCAAGCUUUGCAAAUAAUUGUGUAACCCUGAUUAGCAUUUGAUGAACUCAUUAAAAUAUAGAGUUGUGUA
Phycodurus eques (leafy seadragon) is the source of this 4722-nucleotide messenger RNA. RefSeq names its product Wolfram syndrome 1b (wolframin) (gene wfs1b). Gene Ontology annotation, biological process: endoplasmic reticulum unfolded protein response; calcium ion homeostasis. The transcript is spliced from 9 exons. Gene Ontology annotation, cellular component: endoplasmic reticulum; endoplasmic reticulum membrane. The record is from RefSeq and is a predicted model, not a curated record. The coding region runs from base 185 to 3097 and encodes 970 amino acids. Gene Ontology annotation, molecular function: protein binding. NCBI's taxonomy places the organism in Eukaryota, Metazoa, Chordata, Actinopteri, Syngnathiformes, Syngnathidae.